UGGGAGGAGUGAAAUAGAGGAAGAGGAACCACGAGCACACAGCAUGAGUCUGUCUGGAGGAACAGCUAGAUGUUGGAAACAGUUCAAUCAAGAUUUGAUAAACUCAGCAAGGGCCUAUACCUGUUCAGAUCUCAGCAGUAUUCUUGGAGAUGCCGUGGAACCGUGUCUCUACAGGUGGACUGCUGUUUGUUUAAGACAGAAGACGGAGAGAAGCUUUGCUUUUUAGAUAGAAAGCAUCAUCGAGAUUGCCUUCACUACUAUUCCAGCAUCAGCACUGAACAUUAGACUGGGUGUGCAAGUCUGACCAUGCAGUCAGCUGGACUGGAACAAGAAGACUCUUUCGAUUUCUUGUUCAAGAUUAUUCUCAUUGGAGACACAGAUGUUGGAAAAACAUCUGUGAUUCAGAGAUUUAAGACUGGGAUGUUCUCUGAGAGACAGCAGAGCACUAUUGGAGUGGAUUUCAUUGUUCGCACCGUCAAUAUCCAGGGCAGAAAAGUAAAGAUGCAGGUUUGGGACACAGCAGGGCAAGAACGUUUCCGCACCAUCACACAGAGCUACUACCGCAGUGCACAUGCAGCUAUGAUCACCUAUGAUAUUACUCGCAGAUCAACGUUUAAUUCUGUACCACAGUGGAUCCAAGAGAUGGAGCAGUAUGGAGCUGCCAAUGUCCUGCUGGCCCUUAUAGGUAACAAGUGUGACAUGGAGUCUGAGAGACAAGUUGAGUUUAAUGAAGCAUGCACACUAGCAAAUCAGAAAGGAAUUGUAGUUGCACUGGAAACCUCAGCGAAGGAAGCCCAGAAUGUGGAUCAGGCCUUCAUCGUGAUGGCACGUGAGCUCCUGGCAUGUAACGGACUGGCUGUGAGAGAGGACGGUUAUCACAUGGAUUCUCGACGCAUAUUACUACGUUCCAACACCAAAACCAUUGAGAGCCCCACAAACACAGUGGAGAAAAAGACAUGCGAGUGCUAACAGUGGAUUAAAAAAAAACAGCGUUUAAACAUCUGUCGAAAUUUUUGUUCAUGCUAUUCUAAAUCCUGUUGAUCUUUUAUUAUGAACAUUGUUCAAUCUAAGAGUGUGACAUAACCUUAUUACUGCUCAUUUUUUGGUAACAAGACUAAACAUUUAUUCUGCUUCUCCCCCUUAGACCCAAACUUCCUGAGGAUGCAAACCACAAUUCCUCAACAGUACUUUCAAUAGAAACAGUAAUUCUAACCAUACAGCUCACUGAUACACAUGACGCACAUGACGCAUUGGCUAUGAUACAUUAGUAAACCACAGCAUGUGAUUUACAAACAAAGUGAAAUGUAGGAUUUUAUAUCAGCUGGAUUCUAACAAAACAUUAUUUCCCCAACACUUUCUGUGACCUUACUUUUGUAAUAUAUAAACAUGCUUUUAACUGACUAGGACCAGCCCAGAUAAUUGAACAAGAUAAAUAAAGUUUACUGUACAAAUAAAGGAAAUGAUAAUGCUGAACAUGAGGGUAAUCCAUGGUCACUUCAGUUAUUCUUGCCUUUAAGGUACAUUUCGACAUGUUUCUGUAGACGCCACAAAGUGUUACGGGUUUUGAUGUGUAUGUUCUGCUAUGUUGACUGUGAUAAACUAAUUCCAUGUAGCAGUUUUUAUAGUAUGUGGCUUGCUUCAUUUACUGGACAAUAGUGCCCUUUGAUGUAGGGUAAAGUGUGUAAAUAUAUUACAUUAGAACCCCUUUAUAUUAGUUGCUAUAUUACAAAUAAACAGUCCAUACAAUGAGUUUUACAUUAUUAUAUUUUUAUCGUGUUCUCUAAAUAAAAAAAAUGCAGAGUAUAUACAACAGAGGAGCAAAGUCUUUUUUUUUUUUUUUUUUACAAUCACACACCUUUCUGGAAAGGGUCAACUAUAAAACUUGAAAAAAAAUUAACACAAACAUACAGGAUGUUUUUUUUAUUUACACAAAAAGAAUUUUUUUAAAAAAAGAUUUAUACAAGUGUAAAUUGAGAUUAAGUCAGGUGCAAAAAUUGAGAUCUGAAUCUACAGUAUUGUUCAAUGUAUUAAACAGGCCAUUAUACCUGAACUUGAACACAGUUGGAGAAGUAAGAACCCUGACUGAGCAUUUCACGAAUGUUACAUACAUUUCUAUGAAUAUAAAGAAGCACAGCUGCUUUGUUACCUGGUGCAUUUCUGCACUUGUAAAAUGCAGAGGAGUACUACAGAGAUCAGUCAUGGGGCCUUUUUAUUUUUUUAUUUUUUUGCAUGUAACCUAUUAGCAUCACCAUUGCCUAUUUUCUGCUUUCUGAUGUUUAGCACUUUAUAACUUUUUUUUUUUUUU
Molecule: messenger RNA, 2305 nt
Organism: Silurus meridionalis
Lineage: Eukaryota; Metazoa; Chordata; Actinopteri; Siluriformes; Siluridae
Product: ras-related protein Rab-19-like
Exons: 3
Coding region: 307-969 (220 amino acids)
Cellular component (GO): trans-Golgi network
Molecular function (GO): GTPase activity; GTP binding
Source: RefSeq, a predicted model, not a curated record